Messenger RNA from Manduca sexta (tobacco hornworm), 3379 nucleotides. RefSeq names its product carbonic anhydrase. NCBI's taxonomy places the organism in Eukaryota, Metazoa, Arthropoda, Insecta, Lepidoptera, Sphingidae. The transcript has 8 exons. Gene Ontology annotation, molecular function: carbonate dehydratase activity; zinc ion binding. The coding region runs from base 181 to 1146 and encodes 321 amino acids. The record is from RefSeq and is a predicted model, not a curated record.
UUCAUACUUCGUGUACAAUGCUAGUGUAGGUCGAACACCAGUGUAGACAUGGCUUGAAAAAAAAUAAUAAAAUAUAUGAAAAUGUAUAAAAACUUGUGCUCUAUGGCUCACCUCGUAGUACUUGUCGGUGUGUGAGUGUGUGAACAUCGGGGUUAAAAUUUGGUGGGAAAAAAAUAAAAGAUGAAAAUGAAAGUGUUUUUGGCGGUUCUUUUAAUUUGUUUAGCCGAUGUGAGCUCGCAACUGGAAUGGUCAUAUAGCUACCAGACGCAAUGGCCAGGAGCAUGCAAGACUGGGAAACAACAGUCACCCAUCAACAUCAUGUCCAGACAGGCCGUCUUCGACAAGGAAGAGGGUCACAUUCACGGACCGCUGGUCUUGCGAGGGUACCGCGAUGUCACCGUCACAUCUGUUAACAACGGACAUACAUUGAGAUGGGACGCCGUACCUGAUUUAGUAGCGCCCGUUAUGUCUGGAGGGCCGCUGUCAGGAAAUUACACAUUCAUGCAGUUCCACUUACAUUGGCUCUCGGAACACGCCAUCGAUGGCAUGAAAUACCCGCUGGAGAUCCACAUGGUGCACAUGAAGACCGGACUGACAGUGGACGAGGCUGUACUAAGACCCGAUGGACUCGCAGUCAUUGGUGUCAUGUGUGAGAUCUACUCUAAAAAUGAAGAAAGCGAACAUGCUUUAGAAGAGAUCAUGCCAGCGGUGCCUGGACUCAUCGACCCGCAAGCGAGGAUGGCUGAACCCACCAGUAUUGACCUCACCCGCCUCCUGAGCCCAGAUCCCCAGUCGUACUACACAUACCACGGCUCGCUCACCACGCCGCUGUGCCAGGAGGCCGUCACCUGGAUAGUCAUGGACAAGCCCAUCACCAUCUCCGACGAUCAGUACCAAGAGAUCACGAAAGCCGACGUUGGCGGGCGCGACAACUACAGAAGCUUGCAACCAGUCAACCGCGUGGUGUAUCGCUCCCUGGCCUCCUGUUCCUCAAUCAUCGCUCCCAGCCUCAUCGGUACUCUGUUCGCCAUCGUGCACUGCCUCUCGUCGACCUUCGGCGCCGGCGUCAACAAGGGUAUCUGUCUCAUCGGCAACUUCAAGAGACGGCUCUUCGGAGACAGUGUAAAACAGUGCGCCAAGUUGUAAGUUCUACUAGUAGUUACUGAUUAAGUCAGGCCAUUUUAGUUCUAAGGGAGUUGUUUUUAGGAUUCUUAGGUUCCUAAAGGAAUGUUUAAGUAAUCCGUUAUGCUCAAGUUGAAUGUGGCUUUAUAAGGUAAAGCUGUUUUGUUACAUAUCUAUAUCGCGUGACACAAAAUUGAAUUGAAAAUUUAUUUGGAUCAAGGAAAUUUUGUCUUUAACAAGUGUGAUAGAAUAGCUCUUCCGUCUCUAAUAUAGACUGUGCGUCUCACACAUCUAAGUCAUAAAAGUCGUCAUAUGCACGAUAAAGGCGCAUAUCAGGCAGAAUGCAAAUGGCAGAAUAGUAUAUUUUAUAUGUUCUGUACAGAGUUUUGUAUAUCCGGUUCCAACAGGCCGGCAUAAUUGUAUCGACUGUCGAGGGGUAAUCAUCUCUCGUCAGUCGACUUUUAUUGAACCCCACUCCACUUACAUGAGGUGCACUGUCACUUUGCUGUGCAUAUAUAAAAAAGAGUGUAGUAAUAUGUCGCAGCAUCCGGGCGGCUCAACGUCGGGCCGUAAGGCACGGUUACCCCAGCAUAACCGCUCAGUCGCCCCCCACGAAGGCUGGGCGGUAGUAAUAAGGGACUGUCACCCCGAAACCAAAAAAAAAGGUCAUAAAUUGUAAAAGAAGAUUCUAUUAUGCAAGCUGUCCAGCUUUGUGUUAAAGGCUCAACUACAUUGUAAAUUAGUCCGUCUCUCAUAUUACAGCUUAUUUCACUAAAUCCACUUAUAAAUUAGAAUAAAACGAUAAAUGAUGUGUUAUCUCAUCCGUCUGCUAUUGUAAAUGAUUCUUUAUUAGGAACACGAUAGGGAUCAUCGACGAUUGUGUCAUAAAUCGUAGAAUCUAAUUAGUGGCAUUUAUUAGAGUCAAUUGGCUGAUUUUGUAAGCUUGUAGAUAUGGAAUAUUGCCUCAUAAUUUCAAGUUAAAAAGGUAUUUUUUCAAGUGAUUUUUUUUAUAUGACCAAAAUAUUGUUUUAAAAUUACAUAUUUCAGACAUUCCGUUAAUCUAUGUGUACAGUUAGCAACAAAAGUAACUAAACAAAUUCAAUAUUUAAAAUCGCCUGAAAACUUUUCUUUUCUUUUCUACAAUUGUUUUGUCUGUACUAAAAUAAAUAUCAUAAGCUUUACUUUAUUUUAGAUUAUGAAAAACUAAUAUUUCGAUUUAACUCAAUGUGAAAGCGUUUUGAAGUUUAGAAUUUGUCCAGCUACUUUUAUUGAUGACUGUAUAUACUAAAAAAGGCUAUAUUUACCUACUAAAAUAGUUGAUGAAUUUGAUAAAGUUUGCACUUUAGUGAAUUACUUGAAACAAUAACUAAGAUAACAAUAACAAGUAACCUUUGAAAGAGGAAGUGUCUGAUUUAUUGAAUAACUAAAAAUAUAACACGUGAUUUUAUUACUUAAGAAAUCGCAAUUUAAAUAACGUAAAUGAGCAAUUACUGUUACGCUAAGGUUAAAUUUAACUUAACCUUUAAGUAGCAUGUUUCGUUGCGUAAAAUAAUUAUUCACUUUUUUGCGUAUAAAAAGCCAUGAUACUACUAUCUAUGUGAAUGCCACAUUUUAAUUUAUAGUCCUGUAAAUAGUUUAGUGUUAUUUGUGCUAAUUAGUUAGCUAUUCUCUAUUAGUUAAGUGUUCUAAAUAUUUUGAAUUUGACGUAUUGCAUUUAAUAUAUUUAUUAUAGCUUUAAUGGUAUUUUAACAUAGAAGUUUUUAGGUGGUUGUCAUUGAAAUAAUUUUGAUUCUUGCGUCAAAUAUACUGACACGUACUGACGCUUACUGACACGUCAGUGACACAGCAGUGCCUGCGCGUUAGCACUAGUAAAGCCUUGAGAUAUGUCAAAUUAUCAGUGUUGUUUAUAGUUAUUAGUUACACCGCGUACUGAUGUAUUUACUGACAAAUGCAGGUAUCACUCACUGUACCUGACGCUUAGUAUAAUCAAAAUUCAAAAGGAUACUAUAAUGUUUUUAAAAGUGAUCUAAAGGUAUCGUUUGCGCAUACUGCCAACAAAAUAUAUUAAAUUUAUUUAUUUUAAAUGUAAAUUUUUAACCAUUAUAACCUUGCAAGGAUUUUCGACGCAUUCUAUGUUAAAUUAUUUCGCAAAUUUUCUGUAAGGAUGUACUGAAGGACGCAAUGGUAUCUGAUAUGUGUUUUGUGAGUGAGCACGGUUGCAUUAUGCUGGCCGGUGCAAAUAAAAAUGUUAAAUCAA